This is a messenger RNA of Fusarium vanettenii 77-13-4, 2709 nucleotides long. RefSeq lists its product as uncharacterized. Gene Ontology annotation, molecular function: oxidoreductase activity; protein binding. NCBI's taxonomy places the organism in Eukaryota, Fungi, Ascomycota, Sordariomycetes, Hypocreales, Nectriaceae. The transcript has a single exon. The record is from RefSeq and is a predicted model, not a curated record. The annotation marks the transcript as partial.
CGCUACAACUUCAACAUCCGACCGAAAUCAUCAAUUCCCACCGAUAUCUCGUCGUCAAGGUAUGCCUCAGAGUGCAUCGCGGCGGCAGAGUCGAGUCGACUCAACCCCUAUGCCCUGCACCCGGAGGAAUACCUUCUCCUACGCCAUCACAUCUCUUACACACAAGUCACAACCUACCUAAACAUCAGAAACGGUAUAUUACGCCUUUGGAUGAAACGGCCCUGGAUCGGUGUUACUCGACCAGAGGCAGUCGGGUGUGCAAACGCACGCUGGUUUGAUGCAGCAAGUGUUUGCUACGAUUGGCUUGUUCGUCGAGGUUAUAUCAACUAUGGAUGCGUUCAAGUCUCUGAGCCUGGGGUCGAUGAGAAUGGUGCACCAGUCGUUAGGAGGCAAAAGACGAUCGCUAUCAUCGGUGCCGGCAUCUCUGGACUUGGCUGUGCCAGACAACUAGAAGGUUUGCUCACGCAGUACGCUGACCGUUUUCGCGAGCGAGGUGAGCCGCCACCGCGUGUGGUGGUUCUCGAGGGACGAAGCCGGGUAGGAGGCAGAGUGUAUUCUCGCGAAUUCAAGACCAGACCGAAAGAACCCGUGCCGGAUUUCAAAGGAAAGCGGCACACUGCUGAGAUGGGCGGCAUGAUCAUCACUGGAUUUGAACGAGGAAAUCCCAUCAACAUUCUUCUACGCGGGCAGCUCAGCCUGCCUUACCACGCGCUUACAGCAGACACUACAAUCUACGACAGCAAUGGGAAACCUGUAGAUCCUGUCCGAGAUCAGCUUGUGGAGAAGCUAUAUAAUGAUUGUCUAGACCGAGUCAGCGAGUACAAGCACAAGAACCAACCGGCAAAACUCAUUGAGGGCAGGCGGGACCUCAUUGAAGAAGGCCGGGACAGCCCCGGAGACGGCAGCAAGACGAUGAUACAAGCAGAGGAAGCUGCCGCUGCACAGCCAGACGCUCCUCCAGUGGCCCAGCAGAAUGUUCCAGCAAAGGUCAACAUGAUACCGGUGUCAUCAGACAAGCUAACGGGUCGGGUACACACUGAGCCUGGGACUCCGGCCACGAUCAAGGCUUCCGAGAAGGCAAAGCUGAUGGGCUGGACACUGCGAGAUCACUCGGCCGAGGGAGAUAACAUCGACCUAGUUCCAGCAGUGAACGAAGAGGGGGCAACUCUAGGAUCCGUCCUGGACUCUGCCAUUUCCCAAUACAAGCAGAUGGUCGGGCUGAAUGCCCAGGACCAUCGCCUCAUCAACUGGCACAUUGCCAAUCUAGAAUACAGUAAUGCAACUGGUCUGCACAACCUCAGUCUUCCCCUAUGGGACAUCGAUGCGGGCAACGAGUGGGAGGGGAGUCACACAAUGGUCGUCGGCGGCUAUCAGAGCGUGGCUCGUGGCUUGGUUCAAUGUCCAACCUCACUGGACCUCAAGACCAAAUUCCCUGUCAAGAGCAUAUCUUACCACGUGGGAGAGGGCAUGCCGUCUGCGGCGAUUGAGUGUGAGGACGGAUCAGUCGUCGACGCUGAUGCCGUUGUCUGCACUAUUCCUCUUGGUGUGCUGAAGCAAAACAACAUAGCGUUCAACCCGCCUCUUCCUUCGUGGAAGACUGACGUUGUGGAGCGUCUAGGGUUCGGCAUCCUGAACAAGGUUGUGCUUGUUUACGACAAGGUCUUUUGGGAGAAUGACCGACACAUCUUUGGUGUGCUGAGAGACUCUACGAAUCGGCACAGUACUUCGCAGAAAGACUACGCAACAAACCGUGGCCGCUUCUUCCAGUGGUUCAAUGUAUCCAACACAACGGGUCUCCCCUGUCUGAUCGCCCUGAUGGCUGGUGAGGCAGGCUUCGACACUGAGCAUUCGAGCAACGACAGUCUCAUCGCCGAGGCAACAGAGGUUCUGCGCCGUGUUUUUGGUUCAGAUGUUCCCUAUCCCGUUGAGGCGAUGGUCACCCGCUGGGGUUCCGAUCGAUUUGCCAGAGGGAGCUACUCGUCAGCUGCUCCAGGUAUGCAACCCGAAGACUACGAUGUGAUGGCACGGCCUGUUGGCAACCUCUUCUUUGCAGGCGAACACACUAUUGGCACCCAUCCGGCGACGGUUCAUGGUGCCUACUUGUCCGGCUUGAGGGCAGCUUCAGAGGUGUUGGAGACGUUGAUCGGGCCCAUCGAGGUCCCAACACCUCUAAUUCUGCCACGGGAUUCCGUGCUACUAAGGAAGCGCAAGGAACCUACCAAGGACCCGAGACGAGCAAAACUAGAAGCAUACGAACAGGAGUUGCUCAGCCAUGUACAUUCUAAACUAGGCGAGCGGCCCGUUCGCCCGAACAAGGUGGCAGCGAACGCCUACAUUCUAUACAGCAAGGCCCUGUUCGACGUGGCCCGCAAGAAGUGCGAAGACAACCGCAAAGGCAAGGCAGGCCGCGCCGUGCCCAACGAGGUCCGUAUCAUGACGUCCAAAAUGUGGAAGGAGGCAACUCCCGAGGAGCGCAAGCCCUACGAAGACCAGGCAAUGGAGCAGAGGCGUGGUCAUGCUGACGCCGUGCAGACCUGGAGCCGGGAUGUUGAAAAGUGGGAUCGAGAGGCUGCCUCGCUGCGGGCGGAGUACCAGAGGGACCAUCCUCCUGCUCCUGGGCUGGGCGAGUUUGCUCGUGAGUCUUCGCACAAGCAUCGUCGGGCGAGGGUCAGCUACGCCGAGGACCGUGACAGUGAGGGCGAGAUGUGA